This is a messenger RNA of Papaver somniferum (opium poppy), 1482 nucleotides long. RefSeq lists its product as uncharacterized. Lineage: Eukaryota; Viridiplantae; Streptophyta; Magnoliopsida; Ranunculales; Papaveraceae. Bases 1 to 1482 code for a protein of 493 amino acids. Gene Ontology annotation, biological process: signal transduction. The record is from RefSeq and is a predicted model, not a curated record. The transcript is spliced from 2 exons.
AUGCAAAAGUGCAAGCUAACUCCGGAACAAGAAAAUGUUGGUAUUUCUCAUGAUAAGAAGGCUAUCCAGAACCAGGUUACAAAAGAUCAGAUACUUCUCCGGGAAAAGGUACAACAUCUUAGUGGUGAUGCUGGGAUUAAGCGAAUGGAAUCAGCUCUGUCAGACACUCGUUCUAGAUUCUUCGAGGCCAAGGAAAAUGGGGGCCAGAUAGACACCCCAGUUGCCCAUAUUUUAUCUCCAAGUCUUCCUGGUUCUUCUGCUGCCCUUCCUCUCCAAUCUGGCUCCGACGAAGUAGAAGUUAGUCAGGGUUCUCUUGGGGAUAGUGAGAAGCCAAGCCGUGUUGUUCGUUCCUUGUUUAAAGAUACGUCUUCUUCUCCAUCUGCUGAGGCUGUUCUGUCCACUACCACUAAAAGCAGAGAUAGUCGAUUGGAAUCUUCUUCAGAUGAAAAAUUGUCCAAGGAGAAUGAAAUUCUUGUCAAUGAGAUUGUCCAUGAGAACCGACACGCUUUUGCUGACAGUAUCGAUAUCAGCGACGGGGAUCAAAAUGGUGUCCAGUCCAAAGAUGAUCCCGACUAUGGCCGAAUAGUUGAACUAAUGAGGAAGGUGAGGGAUGACCUUUGCGAAAUGGCUCCUCAAAGUUGGAAGCAAGAGAUUUUGGAAGCUAUAGAUCUCGAUAUUCUCACUCAGGUGCUCAUGUGCGGAACUCGUGACAUGGACUAUCUAGGAAAGAUCCUGCAGUUUGCAUUGGUUACAUUGCAGAAGCUUUCAGCUGCAGCUACCGAGGAUGAGAUGAAGGAGACCCACAAAAAUUUAUUGAAAGAUCUCGGUGUAGCAUCAAGUGGUUCAUUUCUCGAAUCAAUGAUAAAGGGUCUUCGUUUUGUUCUUCAAGAGAUUCAGGCACUUAAGCGAGAAAUCAGCAAAGCACGUAUAAAGAUCAUGGAACCAAUUAUAAAGGGUCCCGGUGGUUUGGAGUAUCUGAAGAAGGCCUUUGGUGGGCGUCAUGGAUCUCCAUCCAAUGUCUCAACCUCUUUACCACUGACAGUUCGGUGGUUAUCAUCUGUAAGAGGUAGUGCAGAAGAGGAAUGGGAAGAACACAAGGAUUCCCUCGCUGCAUUCAUGGCAAGUCAACCAAGUACCUCUCAGGGGCUUCCUCCAUCGACUUCCCUUAAAACUUGCGGCAAUAUUCACACGUCAUCUAAUAAGUUCCAACCGACUUUCUAUCCUCAAGUUUCUACUACAGGUGGCCAACCCUGUAGUAGAAACUUGGGCGAAAAGAUUGACGUCUUGGUGAGACUUGGCUUAUUAAAGUUGGUCAGUAAGAUAGAAGGAAUAAACAAUGAAAACCUACCUGAAACCCUGAAGCUCAAUUUCCCAAGGCUAAGGUCUAUCCAAUCCCAACUCCAGAAGAUCAUUGUCAUUUCUACCAGCAUGUUGGUCUUAAGGCAGUCACUUCUCAGCAAGAGCUCUUAUAUCAACCCGUAA